Molecule: messenger RNA, 2990 nt
Organism: Acyrthosiphon pisum (pea aphid)
Lineage: Eukaryota; Metazoa; Arthropoda; Insecta; Hemiptera; Aphididae
Product: glucose dehydrogenase [FAD, quinone]
Exons: 6
Coding region: 456-2372 (638 amino acids)
Molecular function (GO): flavin adenine dinucleotide binding; oxidoreductase activity, acting on CH-OH group of donors
Source: RefSeq, a predicted model, not a curated record
UCGCCACAGCCGACCGAUAAACUCACGUUCAAACGUCGGCGUGCGUCCACUCAAAAACGGUCGGCUCUUGUUCGGGUUUGUCGUUUACCGUAAACCUCGGACUCGGUAUUUUUCGUAUUUUAAAUAUAAAUUUUUCAAUAUUACUCUUCGAUCUCGGACGAGUUUAUCGAGAUCUCCGUCAAUAGUAGCAAUUCGCGAAAUCCUUAUAUUACUGCAGGUUUUUAGCAGUUUUGAAAAUUUUUUUUCUCGUCCGUUUCCUCCGACUGCAGUGCGCCUCGCAGUCAGCAAAAUAUAACAAUAUAACACAACAUCAUCGUGAUAUAAUAAACCGGCCGACGACAUACCAAGUGUGCAACAGUGCCUAUAUAGGUAGCUGUUCGCUACCGCAACGGGACGUCCGCAGCAGGUUUACUUGUCAUAUUGGUUACGGAUAGAAUGUGAUACCUAGACUCAAAAUGGUGCACGCAGGCACAGUGCUCAUAAGUGCCAUAAAGUUGGCAACCAAGGUGGCUGGAGGUGGAAAGCUACUAUUUUUGCCUACGUUCUUGGCCGCUUUGGCCUAUUACAAUUAUGACUUGUAUGACCCAGAAAACCGUCUGGUGAAUGAGAAGAACCUGAGAUCCGAAUAUGAUUUCAUAGUGGUAGGCGGUGGUUCGGCAGGUGCCGUGGUCGCCAACCGUCUGUCCGCAAACCCGGAAUGGAACGUACUGUUGCUGGAGGCUGGCGGACACGAGUCCGAGAUAACGGACGUGCCCGCCAUAUCGCUGUACUUACAUGGCAGCAAGUACGACUGGAAGUACAAGACACAGCCGGACAGCUCGGCGUGCCAGGCGAUGAAGGGCAAUCGGUGCUGUUGGACUCGGGGUAAGGUUAUCGGCGGCUCCAGCGUGCUGAACACCAUGCUGUACGUGCGGGGCAACAAGCGGGACUAUGACAACUGGGAGAGCAUGGGCAACCCCGGCUGGGGGUUUGAGGACGUGCUCCCGUACUUCAAAAAGUCGCAGGACCAACGGAAUCCGUACCUGGCCAAGAAUACCAGAUACCACGCUACCGGAGGAUAUCUGACCGUCCAAGACUCGCCGUGGAACACGCCUUUGGGCAUCGCUUUCCUGCAAGCCGGCGAAGAAAUGGGUUACGAGAUUCGCGACACCAACAGCGACAUCCAGACUGGGUACGGACUGUACCAGUUCACGAUGCGCCGGGGUUACCGGUGCAGUUCGUCGAAGGCGUUUUUGCAACCAGUAAGGUUGCGGAGGAACCUGCACGUGGCCUUAUGGUCACACGUGACCAAAGUUCUCAUCGACCAGGACAGCAAGCGGGCUUAUGGCGUGGAGUUUGAACGGGACGGCCGAAAGCGGGUUGCGUUGGCCAAGAGAGAGGUCGUGCUGUCCGCGGGCGCCAUCAAUAGUCCUCAAUUGCUUAUGCUCUCAGGCAUCGGACCGGAAGAACACCUGAGAAGUAUCAAUGUACCAGUAAUCCAUCAUUCACCGGGCGUCGGUGAAAACCUUAUGGACCAUGUGGCCGUUGGCGGUCUGGUCUUCCCCAUUGACUAUCCAGUCAGCUUGGUCAUGAACCGUGUAGUCAAUAUACCGGCAGCAUUGAGGUAUGCCGUGCUGGGCGAAGGACCACUGACGUCGUCCAUAGGACUGGAGACGGUGGCAUUUAUCACGACCAAAUACGGUAACCAGUCGGAUGACUGGCCGGACAUCGAGUUCAUGCUGACGUCCACGUCGACCAACUCUGACGGCGGGACGGCAGCCCGAAAGGCGCACUGUCUGCGUGACGAAUUCUACAACGAGCUGCUGGGCGACCUCAGCAACAAGGACGUGUUCGGCGUGUUUCCGAUGCUGUUGCGGCCCAAGAGCAGGGGUCGCAUACUGCUUCGGAGCAACAACCCACACCAGUAUCCGCUUUUGUACCACAACUAUUUCUCGCACCCGGACGAUCUGCGGGUGUUGCGCGAGGGUGUCAAGGCAGCGGUGGCGGUGGGCGAAACGACUGCCAUGAAACGAUUCGGCGCCCGAUUCCACUCCAGGCCGGUGCCCGGUUGCAAGACUCUCGAGCUGUUCACCGACGAGUAUUGGGAGUGCGUCAUACGUCAGUACACCAUGACCAUAUACCACAUGUCUGGCACAUGUAAAAUGGGACCACCUACCGAUCCAUUAGCCGUAGUCGAUCCCAAGCUCAGAGUGUAUGGAAUUCAGGGCUUGCGAGUGAUUGACGCCAGCAUUAUGCCUCAGAUCACCAAUGGUAACAUAAAUGCCCCGACAAUAAUGAUUGGUGAGAAAGGUUCUGACAUGAUAAUCAAUUAUUGGCAUGGCGUGGACACGAGAAGGAGAAGACGAAGGAGUGCGAAUAUUACCAUUAGUUAGCCAAUAUUACCAUCUGCAACCUAUUAGGUUAAGCCCUCGAUCAUCUCAAUACUUAUGUAAAGUUGUGUUGCUCAAUUUUUAUAAAAAUGUAUAGGUAUGUAAUUAUAAGAUCAAACGACUAUUAUGAUUAUACUAUUUUUAUGGAUAUAACUUCUUCUUUACAUCUUUAAAAUCACAUUUACGGUUUAAACCUUUUUUAAAAACAUUUUGUAACAAAAUGUUGAAUUACUUGACAAACUUAUCAAAACUAAUUGUAUGUUAUCAUUCACUCUAGUCUGGAUAUAAAUAUUAGUAUUAUUAUUAUUACUAUUAUAUUUCUUAUUGUUUACUAUACCUAAUUGUGAACCACUUUGAUAUUUCUAUUGUAUACUUAUACAUAAUUGUAUUAAAAUGUAAUGAAUCAUUUAUAUUAUUUUCUUUGUAUUUGUUGUUUGUAUAACUAGUAGUAUUUGUUAACUAACACUGUAAAUCAAAAUAUUAUAAACAUGACUUUUGAGUAAAUUACAUUAUAAGACCAUUAGAUGUACCUCUAUACUUAACAGAAAUAUGUAUUUAUAUAAUUAUUUGAUAUACAUUGGGUAUUAUGAAUUAUUAAGAUUGAAUUCAUCUACAAUGAUA